Messenger RNA from Alosa sapidissima (American shad), 2047 nucleotides. RefSeq names its product vestigial-like family member 3 (gene vgll3). Gene Ontology annotation, cellular component: nucleus. The coding region runs from base 335 to 1318 and encodes 327 amino acids. The transcript has 3 exons. The record is from RefSeq and is a predicted model, not a curated record. Gene Ontology annotation, biological process: regulation of transcription by RNA polymerase II. NCBI's taxonomy places the organism in Eukaryota, Metazoa, Chordata, Actinopteri, Clupeiformes, Clupeidae.
CGUCAGAAUGAUUCAUUUACCUACAGCUCGCUCAUCUAAAAAGUUUGUGUUCAUGCAAUGUGUUUAUGCAAUUGAUUGUUUGUGGGUGACUGGAUUUUUUAAGUUGAUGAUGUGGUGGUAAAAUUUGGGGAGUUUUAGAUUUUAAAAGUGACCACACGACUCCCUUCAAUGAGCCAAAUGUGUGUGUGAUAUCCAAGCCUUCUAUUUGAUAGAAAAUAUAUUGUAAUGGCAAUAACAAAGACAAGAAACCAAGAUAUAGCUUAUCAAAAUCAAGCAAUGCUUGCCAUGCCAUGUCUAAAACUCUGCAUUGAACUGUUGUGCCUUAUCAUGGUUCAUGGUAUUCAGUAAAUUUACACAAAAAACGACUGCAUUUGUUCUGAUGACUUUGAUGAAGUUAAUGCUUACUCUAAUUGUAAUGCUUCUCUGUCUUUUUCUCUGUCAACAGAAGAAGCUCAAUACUUACAGUAAGAUGCAGGAAUCUAUGAAUAUUCCCACACAUUGUUCCCAAGGGAGGCAAGCACAGAAGCAGGCAGUCCAGAGGGAGGAGGUGCCAGUUGCAGACCAAACAGGGUUGCAGGGAAAAGAGGUCCAGCCUGCUGAGGCUGAGUACCUUAGCUCCAGGUGUGUGGUCUUCACCUACUUCCAGGGAAAUAUCGGGGAUGUGGUGGAUGAACACUUCUCCCGUGCUCUGAGUCAGCCUAGCGCAUUCACCGGAGAUGCAAAACCUACAAGGCUUUCAACAGGACCAUUAUGGAAAGAAGGAGGCUCUCUCUCAGAUGGUCACAGUGCAAGCAGUUUACCUCCCACCCUGUGGAGCAGUAGCUACCCCUCUCCACCGGCAUCCUGCAUCUCCACAGUACACCCGGACUUCCCUACCGGAGCUGCCUUUCACCCGGCAGACACGGCAAGCCUCUGGAGUGGGCAUGGCCUCCCACAGCUCAGCCUGACCCCUGCAGCUGGCCUCUCUGACUCCUGGCACUAUGGUCUUAGCCCUCAGGGUGGUGCUAGUUACCCCUCACACAUGCACGAUCUGUACAGCCAUCAUGUGCACCCACGUCAUGCCCACCCUCACAACCACAGCCACCCGCCCAUACUGCCCCACGCCCACGGCCGCAGCCUGGAGCCCUGCUUCAGCCCUCUGCUCCUCCAUCCCACUCGGCCAUCUUGCAGCCCUGUCUCACAUGCUGAUGUGGUCAAGACAGACCUGGAAACCGGACCCACUCAACCCUCGAGCUGGCCAACCUCCUUUCACAGCUCAGUGGAUAUUUUUGAAACAACUCUAGAACAGGACAAAGUCAAAGCAGCAGUUUGGUUCUGAAUGGGUGAAUGGAUACCUAGCGGCCUGGGUCUGAGGCACUCCUGAAUUUGAAUUCCCAGGUUUCUGUUUGAACAGAUGCUCUCCUGAAAACGACCUCCACAAUUACAAGGAAUAAUUAAGAAGGGAAAAUCCUGACUUCUCUUCAUUAAUAAGGCUCACAAAGCAAUGUCCUCCAGACAAGAGAACUGAUUUUAUUGCAAAAGCAUACCCUUACCAAGACAAAUCUCUGGGUUAAUGUAUGUGCAUGCAUGAGAUUCUAGGAAGACAGCUUUUUCACUUGGCCUUUUAAGAGCUAUCUCAAAUGAAGGAUGUUACUAAGAGUUGGACCUGAAAGGUAUAUUUUACUUUAUACAGAGUGUUCAUAUUGUCUUGACUAAUGGGAUGCCAUUGCAAUUUUGUAUAAGUAUGAACUAGUUCUGUUGAAAGAACUGUCUCUUGUUGGGAAACAUAAAUAGCAUGUUUAUAUGCAUAUACAGUGAGGCUCAUAAGUAUUUGAACCCAUGCUGCUUCUUCCUUAAAAUACAGGGGGCAUAAGUAUUCAAUACCAUACCUAGAGAUUGGUGAUUGGCUGAAAUACUGUACACACCAGGCCAAUCUCUAGGUAUGGUGAAGGUGAUGAUCUGCCUGCCUCUAUGGGAAUUUACCAUAGGGUAGCGAAUACUUAUGUCCCCUGUAGUUUAAGGAAGAACAUUUAUUUAUUUAUGAUUCAUUAUUCAUUCACAAAGAAAA